CACUGCUGGAGUCCACCAUGCACGGGUGUCUCGUGGUGUUUUCGCUCUUUCUACUGUGCCACAUUCUGGCCACUGGAGUGGUGGCCAGUGGGAUUCUGGGAGGGAGGGUGGCCUUGCCACACUCCAGACCCUACAUGGCUUCUCUCCAGAAAUCUUCCCGUCAUGUCUGUGGGGGGUUUCUGAUUCAUGAAAACUUUGUGCUCACAUCUGCCCACUGUGAAGUACACAAACCGUUUGAUGUGGUUCUCGGAGCCCAUGAUCUGACAUUCAAAGAAAAAACUCAACAAAGACUACAAGUGGAAAAAUACUUCAAACACCCUUCCUACAGAACAAUCAAGCAGACAAGUUAUGAUGUUAUGCUACUGAAGCUGAAAACCAGUGCAGUCCUGAACAAAUAUGUGAAGGUUAUCAAGCUGCCUGAGGAAAAUGAAAAUAUUCUUGUGAGGAUGAACUGCUCUACAGCUGGCUGGGGAUGGAGGGUACCAAACGGGAACGUGGCCCACGUCCUGCGGGAGGUGGACGUCACAAUACAAUUCAACUUUGAAUGUAAAUACUUGUGGCAAGAGCACUUUUUCAGCGAACAGAUGAUUUGCACUCGUCAAGGGAGGCGUGGAAUAUGUAACGGAGACUCUGGAGGACCCCUGAUCUGCAACAAGAGGCCACAGGGGAUAGCUGCCUACACUGCUGCAAGGUGUGACAAUCCCAAGUACCCCAAUGUUUACAUGAAAACCUCUUUUUUUAUUCCCUGGAUAAAAAAGGUUAUGAAAGAACAAGAAGCUCUUGUGGUUUUUGCAGAAUACAUUGCUUUACAAUAGUAACACCAUAGUUGCAUCAAACAAAUUUUGAUUACCAGUUCCUGUCAUUACUACUUCUGAAGCUUAUAAUUCUCAUUGUAAAAUUAUGUAACAAAAUUGUGGAAAUGGAUUACAUUUUCAAAAGUCACCAUCUUUGUAACUGCAAUAAAAAGCUACUUUCUCAACAGUAUGGUCAUUUGUGUCUCCACUGUAUCAUAAAUGACAAACCACAAAGAUUGUAUUCUUGCCAUUUACUAUUUCCCUUCAAAUACAUUUAUUAGUGGACACAUAACCUAAUUUAAGGAGUAUGAUUAAAGAAAGUUACACAUUUCAUUAACUGCUGAUGUCUUCAUAUACACAUUUAUCAGUUAAGGAUUUGUAUUUCAAUUUAAGUAGACUUAAGGUGCAAUGUAUACAUUGUUACCUUUUGCUGGCCAAACUGUGACCUGUCACAAGGCAAGCAUCCAUUGCUGCUUCCUAGGAAAGUAUGGGUAGUUUUUUUUCUUCUGAUAAUGAUAUAAAGGGAUUCAGAACAUUUCCAAACUCAUGAAACACCUGAUGUAUAACACUAGGGAGAAAUGAACAAUAAACCUAGAAUGCCAGGUGUCAGAAACAAUGACUCAGAUGAAAA
Molecule: messenger RNA, 1425 nt
Organism: Scleropages formosus (Asian bonytongue)
Lineage: Eukaryota; Metazoa; Chordata; Actinopteri; Osteoglossiformes; Osteoglossidae
Product: granzyme B(G,H)-like
Exons: 5
Coding region: 18-815 (265 amino acids)
Biological process (GO): proteolysis
Molecular function (GO): serine-type endopeptidase activity
Source: RefSeq, a predicted model, not a curated record